UGGAAAAUAGACUAUGUAAAGAACAAGAGGACGGAAAUGCUGCGUGAUGUUCGCGUGAUCUUACUAUAAUUACGUUCUGACAUCUAGCUUCGGUAAUUUCGCGUACAUUGCACUUCAAUCCAUGCUUUUAUAUUUGUAUACACUAUGGCAUCUGGAUCAGUUUCCAGCAGUACGCAUAGGACACAGGAAGUGACUGUGGUGGAGGUACGGAAUCCAGUUACUUAUGAUACAAAUAAACCGUUUACGGAUUACGAAGUAUGUAUAAAAACUACAAAUAAGGCCUUUAUUAUUUCACAAUCGUUUGUGAGAAGGCGAUACUCAGACUUUGUUUGGCUUAAAGCAUGGUUGCAAAGGAAUAACGAAGGUUUUUCUUACAGAAAAACACCAAGUUUGCCUCCGAAAAAAUUGGUUCGUCGAUUUGACAAAGAAUUUAUUGAAGAACGAAGGCAAGGUUUGCAAAAGUUUCUUCGCAAAGUGAUAGAGCAAAAUGUUUACUUGUCUGAUAAAGCUUUACAUUUAUUUCUUCAAAGUGGUAUGUCUGUAAAAGAUAUAGAUAAUUAUUUAAAUGGUGGCAUCAAAAGCCACCAACAAAGCAAUGAAUCAGCAGCACAAACCUUGUCAGAGAAUGACCAAAAUGAGGCACAAAAUAAUAAAUUGUUACAAAUAGAUGAAAUUCCUAAUGAGAGAAAUUCAUGUAAUGAGUAUAGUUCAUUGACAAGCUCUUCAUUUAGUUCUAUUGGAUCUUCUCUUGCAGAUUCCUUUGAGAAAAUAAAUAUACAAGAUUGUCAUCCAAAAGUAGAACUGGAAAAUUGUACUAAAGAGGCUUCAAAUGAAAGCUUAGACAAAAAUAAGAAAGACUUUGAAGAAGAAGAAGAAGAAGAAGAGCCUUUAACGAAAAGAAAGUUAACUGAUGAAAGUUAAAGUUCACAAUUACAUGGAGCAUUGUAUGUAAGGUUUCGUUUAAAGUAAUAAUUGUUGUGAUUUUGCAUGGAGAGCACUGGAUAUGUACAGGGAACAGACUGCCAUGAUUAAAGAUAUUCAUUCAAACAAGACUUAUGAUAAAAUCGGUGAAACUUGUUUGCUGAAAAGCACUAAAUUCAGUAUGAAUAUAAUACCUUUAUUUAAAAAUACAUCUAAAAAGCCUAGACAGAUGUUGCAGAUAUUUGUUUAGAGUCACUGAACUCCCAAUUUUUUAUAGAAAAGAUAGAUUAUAUAUCAUCGUGUCUACCCAUAGCCUUUUUUUGCUUUGCUUUAAAAUGCUGACUGUGAGUGUAAUAGGGUCUGGUAACUAGUUUUAAAGAGUCAUACAAAAAUUAGUGUGACCAAGAUAACUAUCAGAGUUUAAUAAAGGCCAAUUUCCAUUCAAUGUGCAAUUGUUUUCCGCUGAGCAGGAAUGAAGUCAUAGUUGAACCUCCCCUUUACAAAAGGUUGUAGGG
Hydractinia symbiolongicarpus is the source of this 1436-nucleotide messenger RNA. RefSeq names its product sorting nexin-10-like. NCBI's taxonomy places the organism in Eukaryota, Metazoa, Cnidaria, Hydrozoa, Anthoathecata, Hydractiniidae. The record is from RefSeq and is a predicted model, not a curated record. The transcript has a single exon. Gene Ontology annotation, biological process: intracellular protein transport. Bases 145 to 921 code for a protein of 258 amino acids. Gene Ontology annotation, molecular function: phosphatidylinositol binding.